Messenger RNA from Setaria italica (foxtail millet), 2328 nucleotides. RefSeq names its product pentatricopeptide repeat-containing protein At5g12100, mitochondrial. The transcript has a single exon. The record is from RefSeq and is a predicted model, not a curated record. The coding region runs from base 22 to 2133 and encodes 703 amino acids. Gene Ontology annotation, molecular function: protein binding. Lineage: Eukaryota; Viridiplantae; Streptophyta; Magnoliopsida; Poales; Poaceae.
AAAGGAGUGAGUAGCUCCCAAAUGUCUGGCCUCCUCCCCUCCCGCCGCCACCUCUCCUACGCCUCCGCCUCCGCGGCCUCUCUCAGCGAGCUCGCCUCCCUCAUCGCCGCCGGCCGCUUCCACCGCUCCGUCGACCUCGCCAAAUCCCUCCUCCUCUCCUCCCAUCCCCCCGCAGCCAAUGUCCCCGACAUCUACCACGCCCUCGCCGCCGCCGCCGCCGCCGACUGUCGUGGUGACCUUCCCUCUCACUCCUUUCUCUGCGAUGCCUCCUCCGCCCUCGUCGUCGCCUCCGCGCGCCUCCGCCAACCCGACGGCGCGCUCCGCCUGCUCUCCCUUCUCGCCAGCGCGGGCAACGGCGCCGACGCCGGCGCCGCGCGCGCGCCGCUGCCGUCCCUCUCAUCCUGCAACCUCCUCCUCGAGUCCCUCCUCUCCCUCGGCCGCCACGCCGACGCGCGCGCCGCGUUCGGCGUCCUCGUGGCCGCCGGGGCGCGCCCGGACACCUUCGCGUGGAACAAGGCCAUCCAGGCCUCCGUCGCGGCGGGGGACCUCGAUGAGGCCGCCGGCAUGCUGCGGCGGAUGGGCCGCGACGAAGGGGCGCCUCCGCCCGACGCGUUCUCGUACAACGUGGUCAUCGCGGGGCUGUGGAGGGCGGGGAAGGGUGACGACGCCCUCAAGAUGUUCGAUGUAAUGGCGGAGAGGGGAGUCGCGCCGAAUAGGAUCACAUACAACACAAUGAUCGAUGGGCAUGUCAAGGGCGGGGACCUGGAGGCUGGUUUCAGGCUGCGGGAUCAGAUGCUCCAUGCUGGCCCAAAGCCCAAUGUGGUCACUUACAAUGUGCUGCUAUCAGGGCUGUGCCGUGCUGGUAGGAUGGAUGGGACGAGAGCAUUGUUGGAUGAGAUGGCAUCGCAUAGAUUGGUGCCGGACGGUUUCACAUACAGCAUUUUGUUUGAUGGUAUCACGAGAAAUGGAGAUUCACGGACCAUGCUAUCUUUGUUUGGCGAGUCUUUGAAGAAAGGUAUCAUGAUUGGGGCUUACACUUGCAGCAUCUUGCUGAAUGGUCUGUGCAAAGAGGGAAAGGCUGCAAAGGCAGAACAGGUGUUGGAGAUGUUGGUGCACACAGGACUGAUCCCAACACGAGUGAUCUACAACACUCUAAUAAACGGUUAUUGUCAGAUUCGGGACCUUCAAGGGGCCUUCUCCAUCUUUGAGCAGAUGAAAUCACGUCACAUUAGGCCAGAUUACAUCACCUACAAUGCAAUAAUAAAUGGUUUGUGUAAGGCAGAGAUGGUGACCAAAGCAGAGGAUUUGGUGAUGGAGAUGGAGAAGAGUGGAGUGGAUCCGAGUGUGGAAACCUUCAAUACACUGAUUGACGCUUAUGGGAGGGGUGGGCAACUCGAGAAAUGUCUCAUUGUUCUAUCUGAUAUGCAAGAGAAGGGUAUAAAGUCAAAUGUUGUCUCUUUUGGUUCAGUUGUCAAUGCUUUUUGCAAGAAUGGAAAAAUCCAGGAAGCUGUAGCAAUCUUGGAUGACAUGGUACACAAAGAUGUUUUGCCAAAUGCACAGGUUUACAACUCAAUCAUCGAUGCUUAUAUAGAGUCUGGUGCCAUUGAGCAGGCUUUUGUUCUUGCUGAGAAGAUGAAGAAUAGUGGAGUAUGUGCAAGUAUAGUUACCUACAAUUUGUUGUUAAAAGGCCUUUGCAAAAGUUCACAAAUAGAUGAAGCUGAACAAUUGAUCUGCAACUUAACAGAUCAUGGGCUAAGACCUGAUGUUGUCAGCUACAAUACUAUAAUAUCAGCAUGCUGUAACAAGGGUGAUACUGAUAGAGCAUUGGAGCUUCACCAAGAAAUGCACAAGUAUGGCAUCAAACCUACACUGAGAACAUACCAUACACUUCUUAGUGCAUUGGGUAGUUCAGGGAGAGUACAUGAUAUGGAAAGUCUGUAUCGGCAAAUGUUGCACAAGAACGUGGAGCCUAGCAGUAGCAUAUAUAGCAUCAUGGUUGAUACCUAUGCAAGAUGUGGCAAUGAAUUAAAGAUGGAAUCUCUUAAGAAAGAAAUGUCAGAGAAAGGAAUCGUCAUUGAUGACACAGAAAGAACUAACUGUGAGCUAGAUAGGAGUAUAGCAAGUCCAGUUUGAUUGCAUUGUUUUGAAAUGAACAGGCUGGAGGGCUGCCUAUUGUGUUAAUAGAAAAAAAAGAGUUUCAGAGUUAGUUUAAUUGUACAGAUACAAAAAGGAAUAGCAUUAUCCAGCUCCAAAGGAUGCUAACUGUUAGGUAUAUUUGUCCUGAAUUUUUUGCUCCUGCUAAGAAUGUGAUCAUUGGUUUCUUUUUUA